UGCGCAACGCCCGCCGUUGAGGUUGCACGCGAAUUUGAAUUACCGCCGCGGAUCAAAAGGAAAAACGUUAAGUUGCGAGAGAGUUUGCAAAGUGAUCGGAGUGAAAACCGAAUUUGGCACAGCGUUUCAUCUAAAAAGUCUAUCUAUCUGUGGGCGCCCAGUGAAAUUCAGUGAAAAUUGCAAAUUGCAUUGCACCGGCCAGCUGUGCACCUGGAUUAAAGCACAUACCGCUGAAAAUUGAAACCGAAAACGAAACCAAAGCCCAAACCAAUCAAAUAGUUUCACUUUUUAUUGGAUUAGCCGCAAAAACAGCAGCAACAGCAGCAGCAACUCAUCUCAAUUAAACAGCAGCAGCAGCAGAAACAGGAAAUUUUUGGCAACUCUUGGAUGCCCGAAAAUGGCACACUAUGAUCAACGUUGGCUGAAGCUCUUCUCCGGAUGCCUUUUUCUCUUUUUGCUGGCUCUGCAGGUUUCGGAUGCCAAGCGCACAAAUGCGAAUCUUACAGCCUGCCAGCAUUUAAGACGCUCGGAGACGAGACGAGCCAAGUCCCUGCAAUCCGGCUUUGAAGGACCAUCGGUACGUGUGCCGCGUUGUCAGAAGAACGGUGAUUUUGACACUAUCCAAUGUGAUGAUGAAAAGGCUGGCCGGGAUUGCUGGUGUGUGGAUGAUUACGGCGUGGAAUUGCCCGGCAGUCGCAAUGAGACAAGAUCGGGAGUGACUUGCUCCGAACCGAAACAUUGUGCCGCCUCCGCCUGUCGCAUGUUCUGCCCCUCGGGAUUCGCCCGUGAUCCUGAUACUGGAUGCUCCGUUUGCCGUUGCCGUGAUCCAUGCGAUGGAUUGGAGUGUCCUCGCGGACAAUCCUGCCAGUUGCAGGAGGUGCAGUGCAAGUCAGAGCCAUGUCCUCCACUGCCCACCUGCAAAAAGGCCCGAUCUCUGGCCAAUCUAUGUCCCGCCGGACUACCCCUUGCCAUCGAUGACACAGUGAGACCAUUCCUUUGUGGUCAAGAUCCGGGCAAGCCACAGUGUCCGCCUCUGUACCAAUGCCUGGUGGAGUCCGGCAACGAUUAUGGAGUGUGCUGCCCCAGUGCUCUGACCUUCCAGAAACCCGGAAUCUGUCCAGCACCGGAGCAAUCUCAGUACACCGAACGUACGGGUUACAUGUGCGGUUCGCCCUGCUCCCACGAUUUAGAGUGCCGGAAUCUGGAGAAGUGCUGUUUCACCAAGGGAUGUCAGUUUAAUUGCCAGCAGCCGGGAAAUAUUACGGGUUGUCAUCAGGCCAAGGCGUUAGCCGACAUUCUGUCGAUCAAUGAGCGUGAGGGACGUGGUUAUGUGCCCGAGUGCAAUGGUCCUGGUGGUCAGUUCUCCCCGAAACAAUGCUCCCGGAACGGACUGGUCUGCUGGUGCGUGGACCCCCGAACAGGGCACAAGAUCAAGGAAACCAUGGGUGCGGCCAAUAACGUCAAUUGCGAUGGUUGGGAAAACAUGAUCAGCAGGUCUUAUGCCAGAAGUUUCCAGAUGGAGCAGUGUGAUACCAACAUUUGUGCGGCUGUCUGCGAAUACGGAUUUAAGAACGAUCACAAUGGCUGUCCCACGUGCGAAUGCUCUGAGCCCUGCGAUGGCUUCAAGUGCUCCAUUGGCUCCCAUUGCGAGGUGGCCACUGAUCCUUUGUGUGAAUCUGGUUCCUCUCUUUGCGCCUCCUGGCCCGUGUGCAAGCCCGACCUGGUCUACUCCAACCCCUGUGAUGUGGGAACCCCACUUUCGGACUCCGCAACUGGUGAGGUGAUGUACUGCUAUGAGGAGCGACAAGGACGCAGUUUCCAGCCCACGGCCUUCUUCGACACUGAACCGGAGUCGCAAUCCAAGCAAGGUCGCUCUAUGAGCAAUCGUAUCAUGUGCCCGGAACAGUACAAGUGCACCAAGCUCCACCGAGAAACGGAGAACGUGUGCUGUCCACUUCCGGAAAAGACCAUUCCUGCUGAGGAGGCAAUGGGAUCGCAUCAGCAAACAAUGUGCGAAUAUUUGAGGGACUUCUCGGAACGGAUGGAGGGCACUGAAGAGGGCAUGCAACUGGCGAUUCCUUCGCCACGUUGCACCACCGAUGGAGACUACGAGGGUCGCCAGUGCCAGCUGAAGAAGAUUCGAGUGACACGCGCCGAACAACGCAAGAUUCUGGAGGAGAACACCAUCCGGCGCAUGAGGAUGCUGCUCGCCAGCGCUGCUCCCAGUGUCCCAAAACGCUCUCGUCGGGAUUUGGAACGCCUGAAGCUCUAUCGGGUGGAGGACAGUGCUCUUAAAGUCCAGGCUGCUGCUCCCGUCAUGGGUCGCAGUGCCAAGGUGAUUGACAUGGGUGCGGAUCGUCAGCAGGGAUUGGGUCAGCUCUUCGAAACGGAAUUCAAGAAGGUGGCCUCCGCAUCCAAGAGACCGCCAGAGAACGAGGAUGAGCUGGUCGAAAUGGAUGUGGAACAAUGCUGGUGUGUGGAUAGCUUUGGCACGGAGAUUCCCCGAUCUCGGGGCUAUAAUGUCAGCGAAGAUACCUGCCGCAGUUUGCGGGAGGACUUGGACUGCCUGGAUCUCACCUGUAGAAUGGGUUGUGAAUAUGGCUUCGCCCUGGAUCCGGAUACCCGUUGUCCGGCCUGUCAGUGCCGUGAUCCCUGCGAAGGGGUGACUUGUGGCUCUGGAAAGGAAUGCCGCGUGGUGGAUGUGAGCUGUGAGGGUGAAUACUGCCCUCCAGUGCCCGCCUGCUUGCCAAGAAAACCGGGACAGUGUCCUUAUUUGGUGCCCCCGGGUCCCGAUAACCUGGACGCCAAUACCUGUGCCUAUGAGUGCCGAACGGAUGCCCAUUGCGCAGGAGCUAAACGGUGCUGUUCCAACGGUUGUGGCACCCAGUGCGUGGAUCCCCAGCUGAAAACAGCCUGCCAGCACUUGCAGGCCAUCCAACUCCACCAGAGUUCCGAGCUGGGCAUCCCCGCCCGCCAAAUGGCAGUGGCUCAGUGUGACGCCAAGGAUGGCAAAUGGGAGCAGGUCCAGUGCUCGCCAGAUGGUCACUGUUGGUGUGUGGACGACCAAGGUAAAAUCCUGCCUGGUACUAAGGUUAAAUCACCCGAAACACCGAAAUGCCAGGAGAACUCCAGUUUCGCCUGCCCAAAAACGAACUGCAGCCUGCAGUGCGAAAGUGGCUACCAAAUGGACUCCAAUGGAUGUCCCACCUGUCAGUGCAGAAACUACUGCCAUGAAGUGAGCUGCUCACCUCAUGAAGAAUGCCAACUGAUCUCCGUGGAGUGUGUGGACAGUCCCUGUCCCAAGAUGCCCAUCUGUGUGCCCCGACGCGCCUCCGUUUGUCCCGAGGGAAAUCCUCUCCAGCAAGGCGAUCUGGACAUGAGCUGUGGACCCCACAACGAGCACGAGGCCUGCCCCACCACCCACUCCUGCCAGCUGAACCCGGUCACCAAUCGCGGGGUCUGCUGCUCCAAGACCCGCGAUGUCUGCUUCGAGUCCAUGGAUAAUGGCUGUCUGGCCAGUGGGAAGUCGGAAAGGAACAGCACUCGCUAUCGGUUCAGUCCCAAGGCCAACAAGUGCCUGGCUGUGGUCAUUGAUUCCGAGGCACCCGCCUGCCAGACCAAAAACCUCUUCCACAACGAACUGGCCUGCAACUCCGUGUGUCCAGUUUUAACUCAGUGCGAACGCCUGAAACUUAAGAACAGUCUGGCUGCGCAGCGCACGGGUCACUCCUCAGUGUGGUUCCAGCCACGAUGUGAUCCCGUCACCGGUCACUGGAGCCCAGUGCAGUGUCUGGGCAAGCAGCCCCAGCCCUCGGACAGGCACACGGAGAUUGUGAGUCGCGCCUUUGCCUCCGAACCCGCCUCCGCUGCGGAGGAAUCCCCCGGAGUUUGCUGGUGUGCGGACAAGAAGGGUGCUCCUCUGAAGGGAACCCUCACCCGGGAGAGCGAACCCAUCUGCAACAGCCGACAGGCUCGUAAUCGCAAGAACUUCGAUGCCGGAGAUCCGCUGAUGGAGCAACUGAUUGCCCAGCUCACCCAACUGAACGAUGUGGCCAGCGAGGAUCUGGAUUUCGAUGAGCUGGAGGCCAGGAUUCUUCCCGCCACCGCGAGUGCGGCGGAGUCCAGUGUCACGGAGAGGGUUCUCGAGCUGGCCAACUCCCUGCUGGACUCGCAGUUGUCCGUGGAGCAGGCCACCCUGAAACCCAUGGAGCUGAAGACCACACGGUGUCGAGCUCUGGCGGAAACGGCUCCAUUUCCGGUUAGUUGCGAUGAGACGGGAGCUUUUCGGCCACUUCAGUGCAAUGGCCGGAGUUGCUGGUGCGUGGAUGCGGCCGGCAAUCAACUGCAGGCCACCCACAUCUUCGGAGCCGGAGAUCGUCGCUGCAACCAUGUGCCCAUCGAGGCGGUGGCCAUCGAACUCCACCUGACCAACAGCAGUGGCCGGAGUGUGAGGAAUGCCUAUGACACUAUCCGUAGGGAACUGCAGCAGCUCCUGGGUGGCGAAUCCGUGGAGAAUCUGCGGGUGCAGGAGAACUUCGAUGGAUCGGCCAUAGUCCGUUUCGAGCUGCACAACGAGGCCAAGGUGGAUUUGGCCUUUGCCAUCGAGGCGGCCAUUUCAUCCGGAGACUUCCGGCUGGCAGGCGGUCACUUCCGGCCGGACUUGACCCGCUCCCACUUUGUGCAUCGCAGCGCCCAGGUCCCAGUGGCUCAGGCGGCCACCGCCCAGGACGAGUCCAUCCAGCUGGUGCUCUUCAUCAUGGCCACCAGUUCCGCCUUCCUGGUCAGCAUAUUUGUGGUCUAUGUCAUGCUGAAAAGGGGCCGGAGCCUCAAGGCCGUGCACUCGUAUUCGAAGGGUGGCGGUGGGAGUGGCGACAAGCCCGUGGACUACUCCGCCCCCAUCUUCGUGUUGGCCGCCAGCGACAUGGACGCACAAUUGGACAGCGUCAAGGGGUUCAAGGCGUAGGCCUUUGUUGAGUUAUCUAAAUCAAUUUGUAAAUAAAAGAGAGCAAAUUUAAGAUGUACUUUUAGGGGGGAGGAGUUCCACGGCGGAGGUCAGCGGCUCGAUUCUACCCCAACUAAGCCAAAAGGGGUGUGCGACUAGAGGGGCCCCCACUAUCGAAUACUUAUCGCAUAUGUUCUAGUACCCUAAGACGAUUAAUUUAUGAAUAAAGCUUUAAAAUUGAA
Messenger RNA from Drosophila rhopaloa, 5184 nucleotides. RefSeq lists its product as uncharacterized. NCBI's taxonomy places the organism in Eukaryota, Metazoa, Arthropoda, Insecta, Diptera, Drosophilidae. Gene Ontology annotation, cellular component: basement membrane; extracellular region. Gene Ontology annotation, molecular function: serine-type endopeptidase inhibitor activity. The coding region runs from base 398 to 4963 and encodes 1521 amino acids. Gene Ontology annotation, biological process: cell-matrix adhesion. The transcript has 6 exons. The record is from RefSeq and is a predicted model, not a curated record.